UGUGACUGCGAUGAUGGCGCUGCAGCUGAAGAACGGGGAUGCAGCGUACUACCAGAGUGCGGAUUACUGCAGAAAUUACACCUCGCCGCCUGUCAGCUACGGUGACAGCAACCAUUAUCUUGCCCGAUUGCCAGGCCCGGAGACCAUGUUGAAACCUCCCCUGAGUCUCUUCAGCCACCCCCAGCAGCCUUUCCACCACAUGGACUCUCUGCACCAGCUGGGACCUCCGCCAAUGGCGCCUACGCAGCCUCUCGGUCCACCACCCCUUGCCCCUGCUCAGGCAAUGGGACCCCCAACUAUGGCUCCCACCCAGACUCUAGGCCCCCCUCCCAUGACUGCUACUCACACGUUAAGACACCCACCCAUUACCCCACCACACAGCUUAGGCCCCCCUCCAAUGGCCCCAGCUCAGCCACUAGGGCCUCCACCAAUGGCACACACCUUGGGGCCCCCACCUGUUGAUCACACACAAGCUAUAGUGCCUCCAACCAUGGACCUCAUACAACCGUUGGGGCCUCCACCUCUGAACCCUGCCCAAGCACUGGUGCCCCCACCUGUAGUUGCGCCUGGAGCCAGCCGAUUCCCCCUCCCUCCCAGCCCCAUGUCCUCCCCUCCUGCUCCAGGCCCAGACCCUUCACACCUCCCCCCAAGACCCCCAGGACCAGCUCUAAUUCCAUCCCCGAUGUCCUGCCUCAUUCCUGGUCCUCUGCCGGGUCAGGCUGCCCCAGCAAGCGAGCAGCCCCAGGAUGAGGGCUCUCUGCUGGGGAUGGAGGAGCAGGAAGACUCUCUGGGGUUGGGGGAACUGUGUAAACCACUGUACUGUAAACUCUGCAACGUUACCCUCAACUCUGCUCAGCAGGCACAAGCUCACUACCAGGGGAAGAACCACAGUAAAAAGUUAAGAAAUUUCUACGCUGGCAGUCAACAGCCUCCAGCCAUCAGAAUCCCAGAAGUCCUCGAGGCAGCUGGCCAGACAUCCCUCAGCUCAGGAUCAAACGACAGUGACGCAGGCAGGCAGGCGCAGUAUAAGGGGGCGACCCGGGUCAUCUUGGCCACAGAGAAUGACUAUUGUAAGCUGUGUGACGCCUCCUUCAGUUCACUGGCAGUGGCACAGGCCCACUACCAGGGCAAGAACCAUGCCAAGAAACUACGGCUCGCUGAGGCCCAACAGAACUCCAGUAACAUGGAAGGCAGCAGCGAGGCAGCCCCAAGAAGAAACAGGAAAGAUGGCAGCGAGUACAGACUGGUGAAAAACCGCCGCAGCCCACAGCUACCUGCUUCCAUGCCAGGGCCGUACUACAACCCUAGACCGAGGCAGCGCAUCCCCAGGGACUUGGCCAUGUGUGUGACUCCCAGCGGACAGUUCUACUGCUCCAUGUGCAACUGCGGAGCCGAGCAGGAGACGGACUUCAGGCAGCAUCUUGAAAGCAAGCAGCACAAAGCAAAAGUGUCAGAGUUAAGAUACCGCCACGAGAUGGAGAACCUCGGCUACAGCUAAGAGACACAAGCGGGGAGAGGGGGAGUAGACCGAGAUUAGAGUGGGACAGAAUAGGUGGAGAGACAGUACAAAUCCAAAGUGCAGGAAAGCAAAUACUACCCUGUGUUUGAAGGGCAUAUUUAGUGAAGGGAUUAGCCCAAAUGGCCUCAAGAUCUUGUUGCAAUUCAUUUGAUAUACACUUAAAUACUUAAAUCCUCGUAUUUGACAUAAUGUUCUACCAUAUGAAGCUAUAAUUGGAUUUGAUGGAUUUAUUUGAUCUGGGUAUUACUCUUGAAAUUUAGUCUGUAUUUUACAGCAGGCUGGAACAUGUGCCCAGAGAACAGGAGUUUGUGGAAAGGGUGGAUUUUUGAUGGGGAAGUCAAAACGUCUCUUUUUUAAGACACUGACACAGAUCACGUUUUUAACCCAUCACCUUUUGUUAUACUGUCUCUGGUCAGCCUUCCUCUGAGGUUUUGAGUAGGUUGUGCUCUGACUCAGGAUCCAGGUGAAUGCAAAUGAAUUGCAAGCAAAUCUUGAGCUUGUGCAGGCUACGGGGGGAGAACUAGAGAGAGAGAACUAAUGGUGCACGGAGUGCAAAAAUAACAGGACAGGAAGCACACUUAGGAAAGACAAGGACAUCUAGAGAGUUCAAGUCAUAGAAAUAGAAUGACUCAUUUUAUUUCUCUGGCUCAAGCAUUAAGAGAGAAUGCAAAAUGUGGAAAAUAGAGAGAAAGUGGUUGGUGAGAGUUAAAGGAAGUAUAGAGGGAAACACCUGAGGUCAGAACACGUCUCAUCCUUGGGAACACAAUCAUCACCGAGGACAAAGUUUGAGACUUGUUUCAAUUCCUGCGUGUGAAUCAGCCCCACAGGUAUUUUUCUACAGGCCCUACCGCAGGGACUUCAGGGCUGCUUAGUGACCACUGCGCUACAAAUUCAACAUCUUUAGAAAAAAACAUCCAAAGCACUAUUUGCUAAUUUAAAACGACAAAGCACAACAAACAUCUGGUAGAGGUGGUGGUGUUAGAUGACUCUGUUAGCCUUAGCCGACCUCUUAGCAUAGCGGUCCUUUGGUGUGUAUCAGGCUGAAGGCUACACCCCGGCUAGCCUCGUUUGUGCCUUUAGUGAGAAUUAGGCUAAAGAGUAAACUUUGGCUAGCCAUUUUGACAUAUAGUGGAAACCAAUCUACAGUAUUGAUUGGGUUUUUCUAUAUUCUGUGUCUCUCUUCUUGUGAUAAAUCCACAUAAAUAUUAUGUACAUAUUCUCAAAUGAAGUUAUAGAUGUAAAUAUAGGAUGAUAUACAAAAAUACUAUUGAUUCUUUGGUUAAUGUUAGCCUAGCGUAUCUUGUAAAUACUCAUAAUCUAUUUAAUAAUUAUCAGGAAUCUUGUACAAAGUGUGCACUGACUGAAUGUCUGUCCAUCAGCUCUGUAUGUUUGUGGGUGGAUUUUACCGUAGGCCCUUCUGUACCACUUUGUUUGAUGCUCUUGUUCAUUGGUAGAGUAACUCUGGUACCAUCCGUCUCGUUAAAAACUGCUAGUCUCAUCAUUGUGACUGUGCCGGAGAACCACAUGCCAGGAGACACCUGACUUUGAAGCUUUGAUUGAGGCAGGCCACGAGCUCAAUCUUUGUAUUGACAACACAGCCAAACUGGCACUGUGGUGGGGAGGGGGGGGGGGGGGGGGCAUUGGAAACUUUGUAAAUGUUUGCAGCCGAAAGCGUUUAACUCCACACCUCUAAUUAGAUUGCAAAUUGCUGCUGAACGUGUGCACUGCUCAUGGAUGUUUCUGGUUGUAAGACAUAUCAUUUAAUUCUCCCAAUCAAUCUUGAUUCCCAGAGGGGACAUAACCAGGUUUUACUGCAGUGUGAAGCAGCUGCAGAGGAGUGACAUGGAUUUUCCCUGGAUUUGUAAACAGAUUGUUUUUGUUUUAUGUUGUUUUGUUUUUUAUUCCCUAUGACUUCAGUCCAGCUGUUUUGCAGUGUUAAGCCCAUCCUGAAAAGAUCAGUUAUGUAAUCGGAGUCAAAUUAGAUUUUCUGCUUCUGUUUAUUUGAUUAUCUGUUCCAGUUCAGUGGUGCUGAGCUGAACACAGUGCAGCCACUAAGACGUUUGGAGUAAGACAGUCAUACUUUAAACAACUGAAAGUGCACUGUGCCUUUAAGAUUGGCUAUCUCCAUCUCUUUCAGAGAUGACAAUGACAGGAUCUAAAAUGCUACAUUUUUAUUGUUUGAAACAAACAGCUCUUGUCUUUUGAAAUGUUAUUUACAGACUGACGAUUCUUUGAUCCUUUAAAUAGAAAAACAGAUUUUAUUUAUGCUUCAUAAUCAUUUUAUGUGGAAGUUACAAGAAUUCUUCAUCUAGAUUUUCAGAUCUCAACAUGUUUCACCUACACAGUAUACACAGAGUAGAUCUGUAGUUUAAAAAAGAAGACAAACCUUCCUGUUUCACUUUAAAUUUGCUUUUCUAACUUAAGCGCACACACACACACACACACACACACACACACACACACACAUGCACACACCACAUGAUUCAGUCAGUCAAAAGCCUGAUCUGGUCAUGUAAUCCAAGUUGUUAUAAAGUGAAAUAAAAGCGACACCCUGGUUUCGUUAGCUGUGGGGAGAGGCAGCUGCUCACAUCCUCUAUUCGUCUCUCGAGCACAAUCACACACACCUGAUCACACUCAGGAGAAAAGCACUUUGAGGACAACGCACUGUGGUGUGUAGGGAUUUAAACAUGCGAGAGAGGCACAGCCAGAGAGCCAGAGACAAACAAAAACAUAGAAAAUAACAGGCACCGCUGUUUUGUUAGCCCACUGUGCUGUAUGGUGUAAUAAAAAAGGAACAAUGAUGAGCUGAUGAAAGCAGAGCUGUAACCAAAGCAGUGGGUGAGACACAGCUAGGAGUUCUUCGCAUUAGACUGAACUGCAGUCUGUUAAUAGCACUCCUCCUCCUCUUCCUAGAAAUAACACUCUUUGUCUUACAAGAAACAAUGGGUUCCAUAACCUUUUAUUAUGUUGACAGGCUCACACUCCAAAGCAGCGACUGAACACCUUCAGCAAAUACAUGAAAUAAUGAACUGCAAAAGAAUAGAGGAAAUGAGGAGAUCGUAUGGCAGGCUGCUAACGGGCAUCACCUAAAGAGCCCUUAAGACGAAACAAUAGCCUGGAAACCUUUUUUGUUUAUGUUCAGUCAUGUAUUUGGAUUCAAUGAACCAAUGGUUCCUGAACUUUUUGGCUCGGAACCCCUUAAAAUAUCCACUUGAGACCCCAUCACAGGUUACGGCCUCAGUGUGAGCAACCAAAGAUGAAUGUUUACUGGUCAAAAAUAUUCAAUACUAUUUUCGAUACUAGAUGGUGAUACUAUCCAGUGCUAGAUAGAUAUAACGAGAGUAUGCCAUGACAAAGGUGACUUUUCUUUCUGUAGUUAGGAACAGACAACAACAGAAGGGGUGUGAAAGGUUAACAAUGAGAGAGAGCGAGAAAGUGCAGCAGGCACAGGUGUAUCAAUUCUGCACUGAAGCUCUUUAUACUUGAUAUGUAUCGAUAAAACUAUAUUUUUGACAACACUACUUUAAACAAGACGGGGCCUAAUAGCCCCAGAGGCCCCAGAAGUCCCACGUUUAUUCCAUGCCAAACUAUGUUAAUUGAACAAAGUUUUGCAUUGUUAGCUGAUCUUGUCCUCUCCUGUCUUGUAGAGGAAGCACGUGUCAAAGCCAAGCUUUAAGACCUUUUUAGACUUGUUGCAUAUUCCUACAAAAAUUUUUGUUUAAUCAAAUAACCUCGCUGAGAUAUUGAAAACCUUUUUCUUCUUUUAAACAUUUUUUUAUGUUGGCAUUUUUCUGUUUUAUUGGAAAGUCCAUAUUGAAAAAGCAGACAGGAAACAAGAGGAAGGAGAGAGGUAUGACAUGAAGCUAAGGUUCCUGGCCCUGCCCUGACCAUGUUGAGGUUAUGUGGCAUUCAACUGCACACUUGAAAACCAGGGCAUUCGUCAGGUGGUAUCAUUCCAGCAUAUCAGUGUCUGGGUGAAUUUUGAAGUUUCUACAUAUAGGUUGCUGGUUGCACUGUGUUAGAUGGAACUUGGAGGCAACAGGAUAUAUACACAAUUUACUGUACAGAGGGUCAGCAAGGGCCCAACAGUAUGUUUCUGCGCUUGGGACAGAGGUAACAGGUAUAACAGGUACAGUUCAGCCUUGUGUCUAAAGCUCAAGGUGACAGUGUCCAGUAUUUCCAAAUAAAAAACAACUUUGCGAAAAGUUGUAAAAAAAACAGACAAACAUGAUUUUGUGUGGCAGAGACUAUACUCUCACUUAAAUCAUCUUGUGACCCCUCACACUUAUCUUGGGACCCCAAGUUGGAAACCACUGGUCUAAACUAUAAGGCAUUUUCUUCUGCUUUGUUGUGACGAUAUUACAGCUAUCACAGCAACAAUUGUAGAUUGGUGGAAAACACAAAAGACAUAAAAAACACAUUAAAGUUUUUGUCUGACUCAUACACUGGCCCUCCAGUGUAUGAGUCAGACACUGAAGGAGGCCAUCAACAUAUAUAAAUUUACAAGUGUUUCUCAUAGUUAACAUUUCACCCAAAGCCUCUUUGUUCAUUUGAAGGCGUUUCAAAGAGACUCAAAAAGCGUCAAUCUAAUGGUAUUUCCACUUGAUUCAAGAACAUCUUGAGAGCAGGAGGCCUUAAUUGAAAAGAAAUAAAAUUGCCUAAAAUAACAUAGUAAACACCAUUUGUAGUUAAUGGGCUGAAACAUGCCAAACCACCGGUAAACUUUUCCUUUUAAACGGGACUAUUUUUGGAUGGAUAUAGUUGCAGCUAAACACUAUUCUGCAUUUAAGGAUCUUCACUGGUUGCACAAAUGUUUUAAGCCAACAACCAAAAAAUCCAAUCGAAAAAACACUGUGGUAAAUAAAGGCAUCUACAUACGGCCAUUAACUGUUAACAGGUUUAAUAUGUUGGCAAUUGGCACUUUUAUUUGCUCUGUGUUCACUGAAAUUGAUACGAUUGCAUUCAUGCGUCAAGAGUGUUGCGUUGUCGUAUGGUCUGGUAACAUGCUCAAAUACCUGGGCUACUGUUUCUUUUGUUCUGUGACUGUAAUAAUAUACUGAGAAUAAUUGGUUUCACUGUUAUUAACCAAUGCUGUUACCUGACUGCUGAUGUGUUUCAGCACCAUGACUUCAGUUGAACGUCAGUGCUUCAUUGUAAAUGACAGAGAAGUGUUACAUAUUGCACCGUAUAAAUUGUAUCUGGUUUAUUUUGUGCAUGAGUAAAGUCAUACUUAAUAACUGUUGAAAUGUUUCUAAUUAGUGAGAGAAAAUAUGAAAGACAGGAUGCUGUUCAAGAAUGUUUUUUGUCUGAGGUUCGGUUGAUUGGAAACGCUGUGCUGAAUCUACAAAAGGGCAUUGGAAGGAUUAUAAAGGAACUUAUAAAGGAAAGUAUAUGUUGUUUAGUUUAAGUAAAGACUUUGCUACCAUUGUCAUUAUUUGCCUCUGAAUAAUUUGUAUCCUAAUGUUUACAAGGUGAGAAGUUGAGGCUGUUAUGGAUGUGUAUCAUAUCUGUAAUUCUGUGUGUUUAUCCAUGUGUUGAACUGUUGGACUGACAGACCAGGGCAGAUGGGCAACACUGUGACUAUAACCUGUGAAAAUUGCUUUGGCACAAAUGAUUUCAUCAAAAAGAUGUAGUAACAUUAGACACUGCUGGUUUGAUUUUGACACAACAAAGAGAUGAUGGACUUUGGCUUGUUGUUAAAUGAUUACAAUGAGCCAAAUUUUACAAUUUUAAGGUCUACAAAAUUUGGGUUCAGCACAAACUUUGCAUCAAAGGCAAAUGGUAUGUGAAAUUACAGUGACAAAUAGUCAAUAGAAAGUGUUUAAAUCAGUUGUCUGGAGAAAGCUGAAUCCAGAUUGUUGGGUCAUGACUUUUCUGUUUAUCUGAAAUGCUUCUCAAGUCCAACCGUUGUAGGUACGAGGUAUUUCCAGUAGCGUGGGACCAUCCACUGUUAAAAUAAGGGCAUGUAAGAGUCCUUGCUUACAAUCAGGUUCCCACAACAAUAAGAACUAAAGAAGCUCUUUGGAUAAACAGUGAAAUGUCUUCAGUCAAACUCAUGUCCAGGGACAUAGUACAACCUGGAUGAUUGAGAAGGUCUUUCACAUACGUCAUUGGUUUUGUAGCAGGAUUUACAAAGUAGCUUCUGUUAAAGGCACAGUUUCAAAGUUUGGGUAGUACAUCUCUUUAACUUUCUGACCAUGAGUCUGAGAUUGAUAAGGACUGAUGCCACUUUCAUGCCCGUGAGUUGUUUAAGUGUGGAGCUAAAGCAGGGGGCCAGCCUAACUCUGUCCAAAACUCAAAAAUCUGCCAACCAACACCUCUAAAGCUCAUUAAUUAACAUGUAUCUGUUUUUUUUGGUCUCAGUCAUGGUCUUUAUGGUUUUAGGAGAAGUUAUGUAGUGUAGCUGUUUGUAGACAUAUAACUCUUUGUCUGUCCAGCCAGCACUUUUGUGCAACUUCUCCCUAGACCUCUCCUUGAAAGUCGCCAGUUUCCCCACAGUAACUCUCCACUCCACAAAUAUUUGACCGUAAAGGUUCAUUCUUGACCCGGGGAUAGCUGUGAUAAUCUUUCAGCCUAAAUCUUCUUGAAGAGCUGAGUAAGUAACAUGAGUUGGUCAUGCAUAUUUGCUUCUAAGGUCAAGAAAAUACCACCACUACCUCCUUGUGCUCAAGUAUUGUGCUAUCAUAGACGUCAUAGGUCCUUAAAGUUCUGAGUCCAAAAUUGCUGACGAGAUGAAGGUUGUGGGAUACAGCCUAAAGCCUUUGGAAUACCCAAUUAAGUGAAUUGAUUUAAGAACUGGUUUCAUCACAGACAACAUAUGGUUGUUGUUUUUUUAGUUUUUUUUUAACAGAGUCAGGCUAGCUAUUUCCCCUUGCUUUAUGCUAAGCUAAGCUAAUCACCUCCUGGCUCCAGAUCCAUACUGAGCACACCACACAGACAUCAGAGUGGUAUCAAUCUCUUCAUCUAACCCUCGCCCACAAAGAGAAUAGUGUCAUUUCCCAAAACGUUGCACUGUUCCUGAAAAAUUGUCUGUUUUUCCUGCAUAUGCUAAAUAUGCCUGUCCACCGCCACUGUACUGAUUUAUGUUACGUAAUUACAACGUAUAGAAUAGGUUAUGCUUGUGUCACAUGAAAAGCCCAUAUAUCCUGGUCUACAGACUGAGUCAGUUUUGUACACUGACAGAAUUCAGGACCACUCACCUCCAUUUCCUGUCAGGGGGCUCUUAGCAGUGCCCCCUGCAGGACAGUAUAUACUCCUGUACUCUCUGUGAAAACCUCAGCACACUCUCAGUGCCUCUGAACAACGUUGCCAAUAUACCACUGACUGACUGACUGGAUGGAUGCCUGGACGACUGAUAUACUGAUUUCUGAGGCUGUGUGUGUGUGUAUGUGUGUGUUUUCUGACAGAUGAAUAUGAAUAAACGUGCAGAUGA
This is a messenger RNA of Epinephelus moara (kelp grouper), 8951 nucleotides long. RefSeq names its product zinc finger, matrin-type 3 (gene zmat3). The transcript has 6 exons. The record is from RefSeq and is a predicted model, not a curated record. Lineage: Eukaryota; Metazoa; Chordata; Actinopteri; Perciformes; Serranidae. Gene Ontology annotation, molecular function: nucleic acid binding; zinc ion binding. Bases 11 to 1498 code for a protein of 495 amino acids.